Mytilus trossulus (common blue mussel) is the source of this 3053-nucleotide messenger RNA. RefSeq lists its product as uncharacterized. The coding region runs from base 185 to 1210 and encodes 341 amino acids. Lineage: Eukaryota; Metazoa; Mollusca; Bivalvia; Mytilida; Mytilidae. The transcript is spliced from 7 exons. The record is from RefSeq and is a predicted model, not a curated record.
UACCUUAAAGAUUAAUUAAUAUUGUAUAGGGUGGAAACGUGUGUGUUUAUAUUUAUGUUUAACACCACACUUGUAUUAAUUACCCGGAUACGGAUGUGUCGUAAAUUGUGUAUUUCAAAAUAUUAACUUGGAAUUUUAUAUACCUGUCUUAUGACGCUAAUCAAUAGCCAAUUAUUUUAAAACGAUGGCUGAGGGUGGAACAAUUAAAGUUAUUGUGAUAGCAGUCUUAGCUGCCCUUGGAUUAACAGCUAUUUUAAUCAUAACUUCAUUUAGUUAUUUGAAUUAUUGGGAGUAUGGAUUAAAACGACAAAAAUCAACAGGAAGUGUUGAUAAAACAGAAAUAUACGACAGUGGCAGGUAUUUUGUCGGUCCAGAUUUUGAAUUUAAAGUGUUUCCUUCAGAUCUGCACUAUGUUGAAUUGGAGGAUGCAAAAAUAUUCACUUCUGAUAAACUGGAAGUUGAAGUUUCAGUUAAUUUUCAAUAUGUCAUCAGGAAAGAUGAACUAAUAUCUCUACACGAUACGUAUGAUUUGGAAUAUAAAGAAAUCAUGAAAUCUAGUGCUUUGGAUGCCUUGAAGUCCGUUUUCAGUAAUCCCGUUAAUGCAUCGGGUGCUAUAACGGUGUACACAACUAGAGAACUGAUUAACAACAGAGCCGUGAUAGAACAAACAGUUUGGAAAUCCGUCAGGGAAAGACUUGGUGGCACUUGUUGUAACAGUUACUGUGGACGUUCAAAUCCUUUAUGUUCAACAUGUAAAGUUGUUUGUACAGCCUCAGAUAAAGGAUUGAACGUUGAAGUGAAAUAUUUCCAGUUAAGGAGAAUACGGAUUCCUAGAGAUGUCGAGAAGCAGUUUAUACAGGCAUUAGUAUUGCAGGAACAAAACGAAGAAGAAAAGCUAAAACAAGACGCCGUUGUUGUAAGAAAGGAAACAAGUCAAAAGGUUCUAGUGAUAGAGAAUGAGGCCAAAGAAAUAAGCCAGAAUGCAACAGCACAGGCAACAUUGAUAGGAUCGAUUGCCCAGGCUAAUUAUACCGCCAUCUUGGAGUCGGCACGUUCAGACGGACUGAAACGAGCAUUCGUAGAAUUAAAUUUUAACCUACAAGAGCAUAAAAAUAGUUUCGAUUAUCUUCGGACAAUACGGGGACAAGAAAAUACUCAUCUGACAGUUAACUUCCAACAAAAAAUUGCAGGAAACCUCGGCUCAAACUAAAAAUGAGAUUAUUUAUUUAAAAAUAUUAAUUAAUGGCGGCCUUGAAAAAGUAGUGGCACUAUGUUUUCAAGUCUGUCUGUUUGUCCUGUGCCAGGACACUUUUUUGGAAUAAGUGAGAUAUGUUGAUGAUUUUUAAGGUAGUUAACUACGAAGUUGUAGUCACGUCAUCUUGAUAUUUAGUACAUAUAUGUUCAUUUGAUAUAAUUUAUUUUACCUAUAUACCAAAAUUAAGGUUUUCUCGUAGAUUUCACAGUAAAAUGUUUCCUUUAAAGUGAUGGUUAAAGAAUUUUUACCACGUAGUUUUGGUCACUUAAUUUCAAACUGAGUAUACUUGUUCAUAGUGAGCUUUUAUAAAUUAAUACUCAGGGUUUCAUUAUGCAUGACAUAUGUUGAUAAAAAAUGUAUCAUAUAACAAAUAUUUAUUAUUAUGAUAUUUUUUAUUUAACUACAAAAAGGUUCUUUAAAAACCUACAAACGACGUGAAACACACAUUUUUUUUGUAGAUUUAUAGUGUAUCUCUGAAAUACUAUUUUUGAUUCAUUAAAGGGUCAAAGACAACUUUUAUAAUUAUAAAAUCAUAUCAUGAAUUAAGAGAUAUAUUCAUAAAAAUAGUUGGAAUGAUCACUUUCGAAAAUUUCUACUAUUGAAAAUGUACUUAAACCAAAAAUAGCAUGUGCUUAUAUUUUCACAUCAAUAUUCACGCACAUUCAUUGUUGUUUGGCUUUGUUGAUAUCUAUUGUAUUUAAUGCCUUUGUUUUGAAAAUCACACGUUUAAAAUGAAUUAGGAGCACUUAUCGUAAGACUCGUUCAAAAGUUUAUUAUAUAGGAACAAAAGAGAGUCAUUCAUGUUUGUCAUAACAUGUUUUCAAAGGUUUAGUUGGAGUUUUUCUUAACACGUGUAUAAAACAGAAGUUUUAAAAUGUCGGUAAUACAAUUUUAAUGUUUAUUGUUGUGAAUUCAUCAAAUCAAAUCUCGAGUUUUAAAUAUUUAUUUUACAAAUUGCUGUGUUGUGAAGUCAAUCAAGUUAUAAUCUCAGGAUUUUAGUUUUGCAAGCUUCUUCUUCUUCUCUAUGUAAACGUUGGAGCACACACAGCUAGCUGUGUUCCCAUAACAGAUUAGUUUUUCAAAACCUGCCAGCUUUGGUAUGCAUAUUAGGUAUUGACACUUGUGUUGUGUCAAGAAAAAACACAACUCGUGAAUGAGUGUUCAAUUUGUAUUUUAAUUAUGUAACUUAUUUUUGUAACUUAAACUUUUAAAAGUAUACGUACAUUCUCUGAUCUUAUUUUAAUUUCUAAGAACAUUAGGUUGGCACAGAAGUAAAAUAUAAUUUCAGUACACAUAUUAGAUAGAUUAUUGUUAAUGCCAAGGAAACAGUGAUUAAUUCUUAAAUGCAAAAACUACUCUCAAGUGUCCACAUAUUUCGGUUUUAUUUGCUAAAAAUGUCUGCAUGGGUACUUUAUUAACAUUAUUUUCAACACUUCAUUUUUGUUUUCAAAAUUUGCACUUGUGCACUUUAUUUUGUCAAUGUAGGUUUAAAGAUGUUUGAGUAAUAUAUUGCACAAGAACAAAUGUUUCUAGAUACAGUUAAUUUUUUAUCGAUGAUAUACAGGAUAUUAUAUACGUAUGCAAUACAGAACAUUGCUUUUUAAUGUUGUAACAAACAUUUUGAAGAUCUUUGCCUGGUCUAUCAGUGUAUGGAUAUAUACGUACGUACGUUAUUUAUGAUUAAUUAUUAGUAGUUACCGCACCUUAUUUACACUUAACACCUUGUAAUAUGUAUUUCUUUGUUUAUUGUAUAAUGUAUAAUGUAAAUAUUAUUUUUAUAUUAUAUUUUUAUCAAAAC